Prunus armeniaca (apricot) is the source of this 381-nucleotide messenger RNA. The record is from the annotation of a GenBank genome assembly. Lineage: Eukaryota; Viridiplantae; Streptophyta; Magnoliopsida; Rosales; Rosaceae.
AUGGCGAUGACCAUUGAAGUGCUUGCAGGACUUGCUUUUAUGUUUUCAGCAAGCAUCUUGCUACAGAUCCUGGCUUGUGCAUUAUACAACAAUUGGUGGCCGAUGUUAUCUGCUCUCAUGUACGUGCUCGUACCCAUGCCUUGCUUAUUCUUUGGUGGUGGUUCUACUCAGUUUUUGCUUAGCAGGGAAAAUGAUGGGUGGGUAAAUGCUGCUAAAUUCUUGACUGGAGCAUCAACUGUGGGGAGCAUAGCCAUUCCUAUUAUCCUUAGGCAUGCUCAUAUGAUUGAGACAUCUGCUAUGUGGAUCGAAUUCUUUUCAUUCCUCAUAUUUGUCUGCACUGUCUUGUGCUUCCACCGUGCCAGCCUCGAAGAUGAGUGGUGA